UACGUUAGUUGUUUUGAGCAUUACAUACUUGCCAUCAGGGAGAUGCUUGAAACAUCGAAGAAAAUGGUGAAGAGACAUACCGUUCUCCUACUACUUGUCUUUGUAAUUAUGUUCUCCUACAAUGUCCUGGAGGGUGGUGCAUACCAGAACCAAGUGGCAUUCUCUCGCAAAGAGCUGAAAGCACAGCAGAAAGUAUCCUUUACUGCAGUGGAUCCAUCGCUUGGCGGGCAGGUUUCCGGCGCAACCGAUGCAGGAGGUGCAAGCAAUAAUGCUGAAAUAUCAAAUGCUAAAACUACUGCUGCCACGGAGUCCCACCGUGACGUCUCAUGGGAUCAGUUCCGUGGUAUCAUCAUCCACACCCACCAGGUCAAGAAACCAUAAUGAUGAACUAAGACAAACGACCAUGGGCACCAAUCUGAUAUAUAUCCAUGGAUGAACAAAUUAUCAAGUUGGCAAUUUCUACACUAAGAUGUGGGUUCUCUGUUAUAUAUGUGUGUGUAAUAUAAUAUGGAACUGAUAUAUUCUAAGACUUGGAUGGUAUGUUUGGAGUAUCAAGCUACUUAUUGCUGUACUAAUUAUUGUACAUGGUAUUGUACUAUACACUGCAGAAUAAACAUGCCCACGGUCCAUGGUAAUGCCCACUAUUUAUAAUUAUAUCUUCCAUGCGAUUCCAUGUCGUUCUAUAAGUAGAACUACUUUCCAGUACUAGUAGAAUAAUCUAUAUAGUGUCUCAAGCUUGUUUUUAUCAGUAAUAUCUGAAUUUUAAGGUUAAAGUUGGUCUCUAUUAUCUGUACACGUAUAGUACAGAAAUGUUACAUAUUUUCCAAGACGAAGGAGAGUGGGGUACACAAACUGACCAUGGCCCUCCCCUGCACGACCAACCACAAAUUAGAUGCCCACAAAAAAAAUUCAACCUAGCAAUCAGGCCCAUUAUUAGUAGUCUGUUAGCCUAAAAAUUGUAGUUUCAUGAUGAGAACAUGUGGUGACAGCAGGGGGUCGUGGCUGCUCCUGGUGCACAGCUAUUAUUAGGUAGUUGCACAUAUAGGUGUGAGAUGCUCAUGUCGUGCUGAAUUAUGCAUUUGCUUGCAUGUCAUCAGCGUUGUCUGGUCGUGCACAUACAAGCCUGUUAUUAGUAUGUUCCAUAUAUUGAUCCGAGAUGUUCCUGUGGUGCUGAAUUAUGCAUCACCAUGUAUAUGUGAUUGCGGCUGCGCGCGUAUAUAAGCAUGCACAAGCAUCGAUCCUAACUUGUCAUUCAGAGUUUUACAAUCCCAGAUAAGUGUACAUUUUACAGGGCGCGUUUUGGCAGAUACAAAUAAGGAAGAAUGGAGUCAUCACACAAGCUUUUCCCGGCCGUUGCCAUCCUCCUCCUGCUCGUCGUCGCCACCGAGGUGGUGCCAGCGCAGGCACGAGAGUGUGAGACAGAGAGCGAGCGGUUCAACGGGCUGUGCUUCGUGUCCGAAAACUGCGCCGGUGUGUGCGGUGCGGAGGGGUUCACCGGUGGCAAGUGCUCCGGCUUGAAGAGGAGGUGCAUGUGCACGAAGGAGUGCUAGACGAUAUCAUGAUAUAUUUAGGUGGUUGGACGGCGACAAUUAUGAACUUAUUCUUUGCAUGGUUUGAAUUACCUUUGUUCGUAUGUUUGAUAAAGUUCCAGGUUCACCGCGAUGUUAUCCUUGGGUUCGAAUGAAGGAAAAUGUUUUGUUUCUUUAAAGAAAAGAAAA
This is a messenger RNA of Aegilops tauschii subsp. strangulata, 1718 nucleotides long. Its product is annotated as defensin Tk-AMP-D1.1. Gene Ontology annotation, biological process: defense response. Lineage: Eukaryota; Viridiplantae; Streptophyta; Magnoliopsida; Poales; Poaceae. The record is from RefSeq and is a predicted model, not a curated record.